AUGAAUAUUAAAAUUAUUCUUUUGCUUAGUCUAGCAGCAUACGUGGCGUGUAGUGGUAGUAAUGUAUCUGACGAAGAAGAUAACUUUGAAGAAGAUAACUUGCAACUAUUUGGGACUUCGCCGCAACCACUCGAAUAUAAUAAAUACAUUUAUUACAAAGGAUUAAAAAAUAUGAAAAAUAAUCGCUAUACCGACAGUCCAAAUAUAUGUAUAUAUGAAGAAGGAGUGAUCAUCAACAACAAAAAAAUUCCAAUGGAUAUUGGAAAUAAAGAAUUUCGUCCAAUUGUAAAAUAUAAUAAAAAGGAUGGAUUCACAGUCAACGGAAGAAAAGUUCCAGCAGAUGCAGACGGAAAUCCUUUAAAUUCACAGAACGAAAUUGGUGGCUUCGACUCUGAAUGCCAAGGCCCAACAGAAGAUGAAAUUGAAGAAGAUAAUGAUGACGAUGACGAUGACGAUGACGAUGACGAUGACGAUGACGAUGACGAUGACGAAGACAAUGACAAUGACAAUUUUACAUUAGGUAAAUUAAAAUCAAAUGUCUGA
This is a messenger RNA of Adelges cooleyi (spruce gall adelgid), 543 nucleotides long. Its product is annotated as calsequestrin-2-like. Lineage: Eukaryota; Metazoa; Arthropoda; Insecta; Hemiptera; Adelgidae. The record is from RefSeq and is a predicted model, not a curated record. The transcript is spliced from 5 exons. The coding region runs from base 1 to 543 and encodes 180 amino acids.